AUAUCUGCAACCAUGACGGCGGAAGAGACCAUCAACAUCAAGGAGGUGGAGGUGAUCAAGCUGAUCCUGGACUUCCUGAACUCCAGGAGGCUUCACAUCAGUAUGCUGGCUCUGGAGAAGGAGAGCGGGGUUAUAAACGGACUCUACUCUGACGACAUGCUCUUCCUGAGGCAGCUCAUUCUAGAUGGCCAGUGGGAGGAGGUGAUGCAGUUUAUUCAGCCUUUAGAAGGACUGGACAAGUUUGACAAGAAAAGGUUUCGUUACAUAAUCCUGAAGCAGAAGUUUCUGGAAGCUUUGUGUGUGAAUAAUGCCCUGUCAGCUGCUGAGGAUCCUCAUAAUCUGGAGCACACCAUGCAAGAGGCAGUCAAGUGCCUCCACAGUCUGGAGGAAUUCUGCCCAACCAAAGAAGACUACAGCAAGUUGUGUCUCCUCCUCACCCUGCCUCGCCUCACCCAUCACGCUGAGUUCAAGGACUGGAACCCGAGCACGGCGCGCGUCCAUUGCUUUGAGGAGGCCUGUGUGAUGGUAGCAGAGUUCAUCCCUGCAGACAGGAAGCUGAGCGAGGCUGGCUUCAGAGCGAGCGGGAACCGCCUCUUCCAGCUGCUCAUCAAGGGGAUCCUUUACGAGUGCUGUGUGGAGUUCUGUCAGAGUAAAGCAACAGGUGAGGAGAUCCGAGAGGGUGAGGUGUUGCUCGGUGUGGAUUUACUCUGCGGAAACGGCUGCGACGAGCUAGAUUUGUCAUUGUUCUCCUGGCUGCAGAACCUCUCUUCAAGCGCUUUCACUUGUUCCUUUGAGCAAAAAACCCUCAAUAUCCACGUGGACCGCCUGGUGAAACCCAGCAAGGCUGGACACGCUGACCUCUUGACUCCAUUAAUCAACCGUCUGUCCCCGUGUCCGACCUCACCCUUUCACCAGAGACCUCAUUCAGCCGACACCUACAUGUCCAGAUCCCUCAACCCGGCCCUGGACGGCCUGUCCCAUGGACUGGCGGCUCAGGAUAAGAGGAGCAUGGAGAGCAACAUGAAGUCUGCUCUGAGCCGCAGUCUAGUGGAGAAUAAUCUGCAUCUGCAAGAUGAUUCACCUGAGAGGAAGCACCCACAGAGAGUGGUGGAUGGACCCAACACCAAGCGCACCCCUUUGACUCCUGGAAAAGACGGUGGACCACCCUGCAACACAGAAGCACCGGAGCUCCGUGAAUCCACAGAGCACAUCCAGGAGUAUUACAGGCAGCGUCUCCGUGUGCAGCAGCACUUGGAACAGAAGCAGCAGCAGAAGCAGCUCUAUCAGCAGAUGCUGCUGGAGGGAGGCGUCAAGCCGCAGGACGAAGCCCAACACAACCUCACCGAGACGUUCCUGAGCAGAUCCAUUCAGAAGUUGGAGGAGAUGAAUGUCGGUAUCGAUCCCAAAGGAGAGGAAGCGAUGUCAAAUCUGGGUCAGCAGUGGAACGGACUGACAGGAAACAGCAGCACUUCAAACUCCAGGACCACGAAUGACCGACACAGCACUGAAAAAGGGCCUGUGAGGGAAAAGGCAGGUGAGGUGAGCUGCAGCUCUGGGAGCCACGGCUUGUCGUCACUCAAUGAGUCGACACUUCCUAAAAGUCAAAGCGCUGAAAGAAUCAAAGCCACCACAGUUCAAGAUGAUUGUGGCUCGUCGACAACACGAAACAUGCAUGAGUUAGGAAAGCCCAAAACACAGUUUGUGAAGGUGAGUCAGCUCGAGGACACACAGGCCGUGCGCGCUGUGGCUUUUCAUCCGUCUGGAGCGCUGUAUGCUGUCGGCUCCAACUCCAAAACACUGAGAGUGUGUGCAUACCCAGAAACACUGAGCCCCAGUGGUUCUGGGGGUGUCAAGCAGCCGGUGGUCCGCUUCAGACGGAACAAACAUCAUAAGGGCUCAAUUUACUGUGUGGCGUGGAGCCACUGUGGACAACUGUUGGCUACUGGCUCCAAUGAUAAAUAUGUCAAGGUGCUGCCGUUCAACGCAGACACCUACAAUGCCACAGGCCCAGAUCUGGAGUUCAGCAUGCACGACGGUACCAUCAGGGACCUGGCCUUCAUGGAGGGCCCUGAGAGUGGGGGGUCUAUCCUGAUCAGCGCCGGAGCUGGAGACUGCAACAUAUACACCACCGACUGUCAGAGAGGGCAAGGCCUGCACGCCUUGAGCGGACACACAGGUCACAUUCUGACUCUGUAUACGUGGGGAGGGUGGAUGAUUGCCUCCGGCUCGCAGGACAAGACGGUCCGGUUUUGGGACCUGCGGGUGCCCAGCUGUGUUCGGGUGGUGGGCACAACUCUUCACGGAUCCGGAAGCGCAGUUGCUUCUGUGGCUGUAGACCCCAGUGGGCGCCUGCUGGCCACGGGACAGGAGGACAGUACCUGCAUGUUGUAUGACAUCAGAGGAGGACGCAUCGUCCAGACCUGUCGCCCCCACAGCAGUGACAUCCGCUCUGUUCGCUUCUCCCCCGGAGCCCAUCAUCUCCUCACUGGCUCUUAUGACAACAAAAUCAUCGUCAGCGACUUGCAAGGUGACCUAACGAAGCCCCUCCCUCAGACACUGGCAGGGGAGCACUGGGAUAAAGUGAUCCAGUGUAGGUGGCACCCGCACGACCAAACUUUCCUCUCCUCGUCGGCCGAUCGAACUGUCGUCCUCUGGGCUCAGAGCCUUUAAAAGUCAACUAACGAGUAGCAGUCGUCAUGAGAGCACAGUGUUUACCAUCACUCCAUUAUAGGAUCACAAUCAGCUGCCGGAAGGUGUGUGUGUGUAUUUGAAUGUUACUGUGUAUGUCUCUCUACAAGAAAAACAAAGUCAUUGUUUAAGGGUUAAUUUGAGUUUUAAAUACAUGGGAAAUAUUUUCUUGUUUCCUUUCAGAUUGUGAUUUUUUUAUGCAGCUCAAAUAUUAAAACACAACAAAAGAAGUGACACAUACUUUCUGUUAGAAGGCAUGAAUGAGUUCACGGCAAGCACACACUAAAAUGAGUUUGUAUUGUCUCCCAUGAACGCAGGCACAGUUUAUUCAAAACAUAAAGAAAAAGAAAAAAAUGACUGUAAUAAGUGCGGAACAUUUAUUGCAACAUUAAGUUUGUUAAGAUGCAACUCCUAUAUUUUCUAUCAGAAGCUGGGCCUAGACUCCAUGUUGAGUUAUGCAUAUCAUAACGUGCCUUUUUGUAACAGUUGUAAAGAGUUUUGGAUGUCUGAGU
Messenger RNA from Nematolebias whitei (Rio pearlfish), 3200 nucleotides. Its product is annotated as WD repeat-containing protein 47. Lineage: Eukaryota; Metazoa; Chordata; Actinopteri; Cyprinodontiformes; Rivulidae. Gene Ontology annotation, molecular function: protein binding. The transcript has 15 exons. Bases 13 to 2670 code for a protein of 885 amino acids. The record is from RefSeq and is a predicted model, not a curated record.